Molecule: messenger RNA, 1163 nt
Organism: Camelina sativa (false flax)
Lineage: Eukaryota; Viridiplantae; Streptophyta; Magnoliopsida; Brassicales; Brassicaceae
Product: F-box/kelch-repeat protein At3g04660-like
Molecular function (GO): protein binding
Source: RefSeq, a predicted model, not a curated record
UGUGAAGAGAUUAGGGUUUCAGAGUAAACAACAACCAAAAGAGCAGAGCUGAAAACAACCAUGAUCCGGCUUGGGUCGAAAGAGAAGAGGUGUUACAGUUCACCACCUUUGACAAGGUCCCAAACCUACCCGUUGGAGAGGAUUCCUCUAGAAAUGAAAGAGGAGAUUCUCAUGAAAUUGAAGGGCAAAUGCAUCUCGAAGUUCAUCAGCAUUUCUAAAUCCUGGUCAUCGAUAGUCCGUAGCAAACGUUUCACCAACUUGUACCUGAAUCGAUCUAUGGCUCAGCCACGUAUCCUUUUCUCAUUGACCGACCUUGGAGACAAUGAGAUGCAGCUCUUCUACUCUUGCUCUCAGGAGGAUCCAUCUUUUGAUCAUCAAACGGAGCAUCAAGUUUUCACUCUAGGAGCUAGGAGAAAGAAAUGGAGAAAGAUCGAAUGUAAGCAUCCCCAUUAUACUCCUCGUAGAAGUCAAGGGAUAUGCAGCAAUGGGGUUGUAUAUUAUCUAGCUUUUAUCCAACUUGUUCUGUCUCUGAUAUGCUUUGAUGUGAGGUCUGAAAAGUUUAGUGUCAUUGAGUUACCCAGGGACGAGAAUGACCAAUAUCUGUCGCACUAUAGCGAAAAGAUAGCUGUGGCGAAUCUGUUAGUCACUGGUACAAUUGACUUGUGGAUUCUUGAAGAUGCCAACAAACCACAUUGGUCACAAGUUUCAAUCUUGAUCCCUUCUUGGACAGAUUCAUAUGGUCAGUUUGAAUUUUUCAAGUUAAGGGGUAGACUUGGCACCGGCGAGCUUGUAUUUGCACCGGUCUUUGUCACAAACCCGUUCUUUUUACUAUGUUACGAUCUCAAGGAAAGCAAAGCUAAAAAAAUCAAGAUCGAAGGAAUUAGGACUCACUUAACGCGUAUAAAUGUCUAUCUGGAUCAUGUUGAGAGUCCUAUGUUUCUCAAACUGUAAGGUAAAUCAUCUAUUGAUGAUAGUUCUUUGUUGUUAUUGUCUGCUGAACUAAUCUCUCUCUUUCUCUUUUUUUCUUUUUUUUUCUUUCAAGUUUUUGAAUUAAGUUGUCGUUGGAUAUUGUUUGAUUAAGACUAAUAUAUCCUUGCUGGAAUAUGAUCAACAAUGGUUCUGUAUGCUUUUGAAUUUAUGCAAUUGCAAUGUUUAUGACUUGU